AUGGAAACGGUCAUCAGCCACACAGACGCACUCAACCAUUCUGCAGUCUUCACCCCGAUCUUCAACUACAGCUGUCGCUUCGAUGAGGAGUUCAAAUACAUCCUGCUGCCUGUGUCCUACAGUCUGGUGUUUGUGGUCGGCUUCGUGCUCAACGCUGCAGCGUUAUGGAUGUUCCUCAAGAUGCGUCCGUGGAACCCCAGCACGGUCUUCAUGUUCCACCUCGCCCUGUCCGACUUCCUGUACGUCGUCUCGCUGCCCACCCUCAUCUACUACUAUGCCAACCGCAGCCACUGGCCCUUCGGUGUGGCUGCCUGCAAAAUCGUGCGCUUUCUCUUCUACGCCAACCUCUACUGUAGCAUCCUCUUCCUCACCUGCAUCAGCGUGCAUCGGUACCUCGGCAUCUGCCAUCCCAUCAAGGCGCUGACCCUGGUGAAGUCCCGUCACGCCCACACGGUGUGCGGCAUGGUGUGGGUUGUAGUGACUGUGUGCCUGGUGCCCAACCUCAUCUUCGUCACCACCUCCAGGAGGGACAACGACACCUUGUGCCACGAUACAACCAGCCAGGAGGCCUUCGAGGACUAUGUGAACUACAGCUCCGUCGUCAUGGUGCUGCUGUUUGGCAUCCCGUUCAUGGUGAUUAUGGUGUGUUACUGCCUGAUGGCGCAGACUCUCUGUCGGCCCAGACAGGGAUUAUCUGCCCGCCAGCAGGGCGCCGCUUCACGUCAGAAGUCCAUCAAACUCAUCAUUAUAGUGCUGGUGGUGUUUGCGGUUAGCUUUGUCCCGUUUCACAUCACUCGUACUCUCUACUACACCUCCCGAGUGCUGAAUCUUCACUGUGACUUCCUCAACAUUGUAAACUUUACCUACAAGAUCACCCGGCCGCUGGCGAGCGUCAACAGCUGCAUUGAUCCCAUUCUGUAUUUCCUGGCUGGGGAUCACUAUCGCUCCAAACUGAUGUCGGUUCUGACAGGAAAGAGACGGACAACGAACAGCCAAACACCUGAACAGGCACAACCAAACAGUAACUGCAUUAUCGGUUUGGCUUAUAAGAACUCAGCCCUAAAAGUUAAUGAAGAGGCUCAGGGAUAGUUGGAAAUGUUAAGUGAUAAACUUGUAUGAAAUACUUCUAGCUAAACUAACAUUUCAAAUGAGAGGUUUGCUGUAACAUUCAUUAACAAUUUAUGCUUUCAGUCCAUCCAUAGUUACCGUGUUUUGACUGCCACAAAAUCAGUACAUAAAACUCUACAUGUAAAUAUGCAGUAUUUACACUGAGAAAAUGGUGCCUCUGCAGAAGACAGUAAGAAAUUUGAGUAAAAGCCUUCGACACAGAGGAUUUGAAGUGAGUGACAGUGAAUUGUCACAUAUAGAAAGUUUGAUCGACCAUCCACUGUUCAUAUCUGACAGAAAGUCUGACUGCGGUCUCAAUAAUAGGACACUUGUGAGGCGGUCCUUCCUGUUUUGUCAGCAGUGUUUGUGUGUUACACAGAAACUGCAGCUCCACAUCCCAGCUGUUUUUGUCCUUCAGCUUCCACAGCUGUCUUUUGCUCCGCUGUGGAGAAAUACAAUGAGAUGGCUCCGGUCAGUCUCCCUCGUUUCUGAAACCACCCACUCCUCAGCAGAGGGAGAAGGGAUUUUCCUUUUUUCCCCUCUUACCUUUGGGACUGAUACAUGGAAAUGUAAAGGUCUUUUUCUAUCAGUGAUCCAGCCUGAACUUCACAGGAAGAUUGCAGGAGCUUAAGUCAUUUCUGGGAAGUUUGAGCCGUCCGCCCUUGUUUGCAACGUUGAUGUAUGCAUCUACGCUGGAGCAGAUGUUUCCAUACAGCACUGUGCCGUAGAGUGUUCUGGUGAUGCGAAGCACUAUUUUCAAAGUUGUUUUUGUAAUUACAGUUUUAUGUGUGCCGUAAAGUGUUACUGUGUGAGUUACAGUGGUCAUAAACUGUGCUUCUUGACCUGAUUAUGCAGGGCAUCUUUUCUGUUGGUUCGGUGUCAAAUGUAAUGUUCUGAUUAAAAGAGUAACGUAAAGUGA
Molecule: messenger RNA, 2026 nt
Organism: Amphiprion ocellaris (clown anemonefish)
Lineage: Eukaryota; Metazoa; Chordata; Actinopteri; Pomacentridae
Gene: p2ry4
Product: pyrimidinergic receptor P2Y4
Exons: 1
Coding region: 1-1089 (362 amino acids)
Biological process (GO): G protein-coupled receptor signaling pathway
Cellular component (GO): plasma membrane
Molecular function (GO): G protein-coupled UTP receptor activity
Source: RefSeq, a predicted model, not a curated record